AUCGACAAUCCAUACACACAACUCAUCUUGAUUCUUGACUUGUUUCUGGUAUCGCAGCUCCUGUCAUACGGUAAAGCGUCAUCUCUUCUUUCCAGUGUCACUUAUCAUUCAUAAAUUGAUAUCUUGUGCGAUCAGUACUUACUAUCGCCGUCGACCACCAUUCCAAGUUCGGAGAGCGAUUCAUGAUGUUGAUGUCUAUGAUAUCUCAUCUACUUUGCGCGUGGUUCGCUUUUUUGCUGCCAAGUUAUUCUACCUACAAGGCCCUCUCCUCUCCUUUAUCUGGUGACCUCCAGAACCUUUCGAUGUAUUGGGCAGUAGUUGGGGCUUUUAUUGCAGUAGAGUCGACCAUAGGCUCAUUCGUAUCAUGGCUGCCAUUUUAUUGGGAAACACGAACCCUUUUCUUGCUCUACCUAUCUCUCCCGCAAAUCCAGGGUUCGACCUACAUCUACAAAACCUACUUUGAACCCUUCUGCUCCAAGAAUCAGGCAGAGUUGGAUUCGGGCAUUGCUUCUGCUCAAAGCAAUGUCCUCGGUUUCCUUCAAUCCCGCAUUUCUAUGCUUAUUGACCUCUUGUGGACUAUCCUGAACAAGACUCCCAUUACCAAACAGCCUCAAGCUGCGAGGGAGGGCCAACCUGGGCAGCAGCCCUACUCCCUCGAAUCAAUGAAGGGGCUUUGGACUUCUUACGGUCCUGCUAUUUUGGGAAGAUUAGCAAAGUCUUCCUCAAAAUCUAGCUCCUCUCCCGAUGCUUCUACGUAUGCUAGUGGUGCUGGGGUCAAUCAUAAUGGCGGGCAGGAACGGAAGUCCGUAGAAUCAGUCCACGAUCCUACCGCCUCCUGAGGCACAUUCAGGAGAUCACUUGAAGUUAAUUUUCUAAGACAUUUCUCUUCCAACUUACCAAAACACGAAUAGACUUUUUGUCUCUUAUUUUAUCACUUUAACAAGAGUGAGUGGUAUAUAACGUAGGCGUGUGUACUGUACAAUGCGCAU
Molecule: messenger RNA, 989 nt
Organism: Suillus paluster
Lineage: Eukaryota; Fungi; Basidiomycota; Agaricomycetes; Boletales; Suillaceae
Product: TB2/DP1, HVA22 family-domain-containing protein
Exons: 4
Coding region: 183-839 (218 amino acids)
Source: RefSeq, a predicted model, not a curated record